This is a messenger RNA of Polychytrium aggregatum, 653 nucleotides long. RefSeq names its product prefoldin subunit 6. Gene Ontology annotation, biological process: chaperone-mediated protein complex assembly; protein folding. The transcript has 5 exons. The record is from RefSeq and is a predicted model, not a curated record. NCBI's taxonomy places the organism in Eukaryota, Fungi, Chytridiomycota, Chytridiomycetes, Polychytriales. Gene Ontology annotation, cellular component: prefoldin complex; cytoplasm. Bases 125 to 502 code for a protein of 125 amino acids. Gene Ontology annotation, molecular function: protein-folding chaperone binding.
GUUCGAUUUUCCACGCACCGGCGAGGAGCACGCGAGGCGGUUCUCGGCGAGAGCGGCCGUCUCGUCAGCCCCGCAUCCAUCGCCAGGAUCCAAGCACAUCCCAUCCCCUCCAUCAUCAAACACCAUGAGCGGCCUCAACAAGAAGCUCGAGCAGGAAGUCUCAGCCUUCCAGGACCUACAGAGAGAUUACUCCAAGGCUGUCUCGUCUCUCCAGCAGCUGGAAUCGCAACUGAAAGAAAACGAUCUCGUCAAGAAGGAAUUCGAUCUGCUGGAUCAAGAUGCUGUGAUCUACAAGCUCAUCGGGCCUGUGCUCGUCAAGCAAGAUCAGGGCGAGGCCAACGUCAACGUCUCCAAGCGCAUCGAGUUCAUUCGAAAUGAAAUGGAGAGACUGGAAAAGCAAGUCAAGGACUUGUCGGAGAAGCAGGAGGCAAAGAAGCUGGAGGUCGUCAAGCUGCAAACCGCAAUCCAGCAAGCCCAGCAAGCCCAGGAAGCAUCGGCAUGAUCGAGACAUGAGGUCAUGCAUGGAUCGAGUACCCUUGGCUAUACCGGCUGCCCCACGGUGUUCAGAGGCAAUCCUUGGCUUGCAAUAAAAUGUGCCCUGGAGUGCAUCCUACUCUCCCCAUGACCAGAGUAUCUCCAGCGCCAUGAUGAAA